CUCCCAUGAUCCGAUCCACUGAUGCCAUGGGCAGCAACGCCGUUGUCAACUUCCCAUUUCUGCGCCUCCGCUGCGUGCUCAUCUCAUGCGGCAUUAUCAGCAUCCUCAUCGGCGCUGCCUCGCUAGCUGUGACGCUGACCGUCUACCGCGUCCGCGAGCCCGUGAUGAAGAUGAACGCCAUCUGUGUCAAGGACCCCGGCGCCACCGUCGCGUCAUCUUCGGCCUCCUCGACGCCACUCCUGUCGCUGACGGUGGUGGCGGACGUGUCGGUGAAGAACCCGAACGCCGCAUCGCUGCGGUACGGUGCGACGGAGACGUCGGUCUACUACCGCGCGCGUCAGGUCGGGGAGGCCCUGGGCCCUCCUGGCACGGCCCCGGCGCGGCGGACCGUGCGGCUGAACGUGACGGUGGACGUCGCCGUGGGCGCACUCCUGGGGGACCCGGCGUUCCUGGAGGACGUCGUGGCGGCAGGCGCCGUCGUCGUGGCCACUGCCACGCGUGUGCGCGGGCGCGUCGCCGUGCUGGGCGGAUUGGUGCACCGGCGCGUGGUGCUGGAGAUAAACUGCACGGCCACAGUCGCCGUGGCCGACAUGUCCAUCAGCGAUCAGAGGUGCCUGCAACACGUCUGGUUGCCUUAAAUAAGUUGAGUGCGCUCGUGGAUCGACGAACAAACAGAUACGUAUCUUGGCUUCCAAAAAACAUGUCCUGCUAAUCAUAUUGAAGCCGCCGCCGCCGCCGCCACGCGUGACUGGUGGCCGCCGUCUUCAGAAAUGGAUGCUCAGGGUGUACAAGGAGGAUACACAAGUCUUUUACUUGGAGUUGAUCAAGGUGCUGCUUCAGUAGUUAAGAAGUUGCAGUUUGAUGGAUUGCCAAAUAACGAGAAUAUCUGACAAUCUAGAUUUCAGACCGAAAAGACUACCAACUGGAAGAGAAGGAAAAGAGCAUCGGCAGAUGCUAGCUCAUGCGAGUGUGCACAGGGACACUUGAGUACAAUCAGUAGUAGCAUACUUGGAAAAUUUAAGUUCACGUGUAGAAAAUUCUACUAGUAACUUUGUAAUAAUGGAGUACGAGCUGGCCGGUUCAUUCAAAGCUGACAAUCCCAGUUCAAUGUCAUUAAAUAUUGCAAUUGCAGUUCGAAAUGAUUUGUC
Zea mays is the source of this 1148-nucleotide messenger RNA. RefSeq lists its product as uncharacterized. The transcript is spliced from 2 exons. Bases 6 to 638 code for a protein of 210 amino acids. NCBI's taxonomy places the organism in Eukaryota, Viridiplantae, Streptophyta, Magnoliopsida, Poales, Poaceae. The record is from RefSeq and is a predicted model, not a curated record.